AUGGAUGAUAUGCAAGAUUUACCAUUCGGUGAACAGAAUGUUCAGAGAAAUGUGGUAAAGGGAUUAGAUCCGGGAUUAGAUCCUGUUGAUUUGGAAGAAAGUGUUCGUGAUACCGCUCAUAAUAUAGAAACAACUGCCGAUGUGAAUUUAAGCUUAGUAGAAGCGCAGAAAUCAGGUACUGUAAGUAGAUUAAUAGAAGCGGAGCGUUCAGCAAGAGAAGAUGAGCGAGAAGCGGAAAGUUCAGCGAGGGAAGCUGAACGUUCUGCUAGAGAAACAGAGCGUUUCGCUAAAUUGGAGAAAAGUAUUGCAUCCAAAGAAGCGGAACGUUCAGCGAGAGAAGCUGAGCGUUCUGCUAGAGACGCAGAGCGUUUCGCCAAAUUGGAAGAAAGUAUUUCUGCUAGAGAAGCAGAGCGUUUUGCCCAAUUAGAAGAUAAUAUUUUAAAAGAAAAUAAAAAAGUAGCCGAUAAAUUGGAUAACUUAGACUCAGAUUUUAAGAAAAGAUUUGAAAAGUCGAAGAUGACGUACAAGAGAUUACUGAAAGGUACGAUACCUUGA
Molecule: messenger RNA, 555 nt
Organism: Schistocerca serialis cubense
Lineage: Eukaryota; Metazoa; Arthropoda; Insecta; Orthoptera; Acrididae
Exons: 2
Coding region: 1-555 (184 amino acids)
Source: RefSeq, a predicted model, not a curated record